AUGGAGCGAGAAUUAGAGAAGGUGCUGGAAGAUAUCCAACAAAUGGACCCUGGUGAAGAAGACAUGGACUUCAACAUGGGUGAUCCAGAUAUGGACUUCAAUGAAGAUAUGAUGGAUGAUGGCACUCCUGCAGAUGUGAUUCCACCUGGCCUGGAUAAUGAAGAUUUUUUCAUGUCUAAUGAUAUAUUUGAUGGUGAUAUGUGUCACCUGAAACUCAAAGCAUCUGAUGGAAGUCUUUUCUUUUCAAAUGGUCCAAAUGAAUGCCAAGGACCUGACAAAGAGCUUCACAUAGGUGUCAACCUUGGAGUUGACUGGUCUAUACUAGCACAUUUAUGGUUGUGUGUAUCAAUCUCUUAUGACUCUGGAAGCACAGCAUCAAGGUACCAACAAAAUCUUGUACAGAAGUGCAAGUUAGGAGAAAAAUACCAACAACUCACCACACCUACCACAUGCAAGAACUUUGUCAAAGACUAUGCAACAUGCUAUACCCAGCUUUCCAGGCUCCCAUACUUCAAUUUAGUCAACCAGGUUGUAAUCGACCCAAUGCAUAAUCUAUUUCUUGGUCUCAUCAAAAUGCAUUUCUACAAUAUUUGGGUGCAAGGGAAAGUACUCCAUCCAAACCAUGAGCUCACCACUUUUCACAACAUGCUUGCUAAUUUCACCCUACCAAGUGCAUGCAGAAAGCUCCCUAAGGACAUAGGCAUGCCCUCAGGAGGAUUGUUCACAGUUGAUCAAUGGCUCUUGCUUUCAACUGUUUACGGUCCAAUAGUAAUACCACAACUAUGGAGUACAUGUCUCCCAAGUUGUGAUAGUGACCAGAUCCUGCAAGAUUGUGUUGCACAGAUCAAGCAACUAGAAACCAAGAAAGCUUGUCAGGCUGAGAAGAAAUUUGCAAACCAUAUGACACUUGAGGCAGCUAAAAAGCAAGGUAAAGAAGCUCACAUACUUGAGAGGGCUCAUAUUGCCAAGGAGAAAGAAUUAGAGGUUGCUGACAAGAAUGAUGCAAGACUUAAAGCUGCUGCCACCAAGCAAGCAGAGAAGGCUUGA
Molecule: messenger RNA, 1047 nt
Organism: Suillus subaureus
Lineage: Eukaryota; Fungi; Basidiomycota; Agaricomycetes; Boletales; Suillaceae
Exons: 8
Coding region: 1-1047 (348 amino acids)
Source: RefSeq, a predicted model, not a curated record